This is a messenger RNA of Cotesia congregata, 1563 nucleotides long. The record is from the annotation of a GenBank genome assembly. NCBI's taxonomy places the organism in Eukaryota, Metazoa, Arthropoda, Insecta, Hymenoptera, Braconidae.
AUGGUGACCAGAUGGCCGAGUUUAAACAUCUAUGUCGUUCGAUUGGCCGGAAAUUCAUUGAUGAACCAACAUAAGCCGGUAAAACGAGCAUCUCAAGGUCGUGUAACAAAGUCCAUGUUCUUUACUAGAUCUAUUGGUACAUCUAGCACGUGUUUCAAUAACGAUAAAAUGCCUGGAACUCUCCAUCAAAAUUUGUGGGAAUCUGACCCAGAGUUGUUUAAACUUAUAAAAAAGGAAAAACAACGACAGAAAAGUGGAUUGGAGUUGAUUGCCAGUGAAAACUUUACAUCUUUGAGUGUCCUUCAGUGUUUGAGUUCAUGCUUGCACAAUAAAUACAGCGAAGGGCUUCCUGGUCAACGAUACUAUGGAGGAAAUGAAUUUAUUGACGAAAUCGAACUGUUGGCUCAAAAACGAGCUCUUGAAGCAUUUAAUUUGGAUCCUGAAAAGUGGGGUUGCAAUGUUCAACCUUACUCUGGUAGUCCAGCAAACUUUGCUGUAUAUACAGGAUUGAUUGAACCUCACGGUAGAAUAAUGGGUCUUGAUCUACCUGAUGGUGGUCAUCUUACUCAUGGAUUUUUUACUCCAACAAAAAAAAUUUCUGCUACAUCGAUAUUCUUCGAGUCUAUGCCUUACAAAGUGGAUCCAUCCACGGGAUUGAUUGACUAUGAAAAAUUGGCCGAGCAUGCAAAACUCUUUAAACCUAAAAUAAUAAUCGCCGGAGUUUCGUGCUACAGUAGAUGCUUGAACUACAAAAAAUUCCGUGAAAUAGCUGAUGAAAAUGGAGCUUAUUUAUUCAGUGACAUGGCCCAUAUUUCUGGUCUAGUGGCAGCUGGAGUGAUACCGAGUCCUUUUGAGUACAGCGACGUGGUUUCGACGACAACUCACAAAACUCUACGCGGUCCCCGAGCUGGUGUUAUUUUCUUCCGUAAAGGCUUGAGAAGUGUUGGCAAAAACGGGGAGAAGAUAAUGUACGAUUUUGAAAGUAAAAUUAACCAAGCAGUGUUCCCAGGAUUACAGGGUGGUCCCCACAACCAUGCUAUUGCCGGUAUUGCAACAGCAAUGAAACAAGCGAAUACACCGGAAUUUGUUAACUACCAAAAGCAAGUUAUUGCCAAUGCACAGCAGCUAUGCAAGAGCUUACAAUCUUUCGGGUACAAAAUUAGCACUGACGGUACUGAUGUCCACCUGUUACUCGUUGAUUUAAGGAACACAGGAAUAACUGGAUCCAAAGCUGAGCGUAUUUUAGAAGACAUUUCUAUUGCAUGUAAUAAAAAUACCGUUCCCGGUGACAAGAGUGCUUUUAAUCCAAGUGGAAUUAGAUUAGGUACUCCAGCACUUACUACUCGUGGAUUGAAAGAAGAAAACUUUGAAGCUGUAGCUGAAUUUAUUCAUCGUGGCUUACAGUUAUCCAAAGAAGUUACGGCUAAAUCUGGACCCAAGCUUGUUGAUUUUAAAUCAGUAUUGGAGAAUGAUUCGGAAAUAAAAGUCAAGGUCUCUGCGCUUCGUCAUGAAGUUGAGAAAUACGCUAAUAAAUUUCCGAUGCCUGGGUUAGAAGAAUACUAA